Mangifera indica (mango) is the source of this 544-nucleotide messenger RNA. Its product is annotated as organic cation/carnitine transporter 7-like. Lineage: Eukaryota; Viridiplantae; Streptophyta; Magnoliopsida; Sapindales; Anacardiaceae. Bases 143 to 373 code for a protein of 76 amino acids. The record is from RefSeq and is a predicted model, not a curated record. The transcript is spliced from 2 exons.
GUUCGUAUCAGCAAUUCCAGUCGAUAAAGCUGGUCGCAAACCUUCUAUUUCAAUUGUAUUCACCCUAGCAUUCAUUAUUAUUUUGCCAUUGAUUAUCAAUCAGUCCAAUAUUUUAAGAACAAGCUUAUUAUUCGUAGCUCGCAUGUGUGCUAUGGGAACCUUCACAAUCUCUUUAAUGUAUGCCUCAGAGUUAUAUCCAACUUCAAUGGGGUCAACUGGCACUGGAUCUGCAAACGCCGUGGAAAGAAUCGGAGGUAUGGUUUGCCCUUUUGUUGCAGUUGCGCUGGUGGAGGGCUGCCAUACCAAAGCUGCCAUCAUAGUGGUCGAGGGUGUAAUAGCGAUAUCAGUGAUGUGUUCUACUGAUCCCAUUUGAAACAAGAGGAAAGGAAUUGAGUGACAUUGUAGAUGUUGUACCAAAUUCAAAAAAGGUGAUUGUUGGUCAGUGAUAAAAUUGUAUGUAUAUGAAUAUGAUAUGAGUAGCAUUAUGUGCACAAACAAUAUGCACAAACAAUGAUAUAUCAUAAUAUGAUUGGGUAACUUUAAA